UUGAGGCACUCUUGUCCAGAGACGCUUUCUAAAGUGACAGGCCAUCAAACAUCGGAAUAUCCUAAACGAGCAAUUAUCCACAGCAGUUAUGGAUGAUAAGUUGAGAACCUUCCAAGUUUGGGACUAUGUGGUUUUUUCCUGCCUUUUUGUGGUCUCCUCUGGCAUUGGGGUUUUCUUCGCCGUGAAGGAACGCAAGAAGGAGCCCUCCAAGGAGUUUUUGGUCGGGGGGAGACAGAUGUCGUGCGGCCCCGUGGCUCUCUCCCUGACUGCCAGCUUCAUGUCCGCCGUGACGGUGCUGGGGGCGCCCUCGGACGUGUAUCGUUUUGGGGCGUCGUUCGUCAUCUUCGGGGUGGCCUACACCUUUGUGGUGUUCUUCACAGCCGAGCUCUUCCUGCCUGUCUUCUACAGGUCAGGGAUAACCAGCACAUACGAGUAUCUUGAGCUGCGAUUCUGCAAGGGAGUCCGAAUAGCUGCAACCCUCAUCUACAUGAUACAAACGAUACUCUAUACUGGGAUUGUUGUUUACGCUCCUGCCCUGGCCCUAAAUCAAGUGACAGGCUUUGAUCUCUGGGCCUCCAUAUACGCCACUGGAAUCGUGUGCACCUUUUACUGUACUCUGGGUGGCUUGAAAGCGGUGGUGUGGUCAGAUGCCUUCCAGAUGGUGGUCAUGGUGACCGGCUUCCUUGUGGUGCUGGUCCAGGGAGCCAUGAAGGCGGGGGGGCUGGCCAACGUCUGGGAGAAGGCUCUCGACGGACAAAGGCUAGAUGUGUUUGAUUUUGACCCCUCUCCUCUGAGGCGCCACACCUUCUGGACCGUCACCAUCGGAGGGACCUUCACCUGGCUCGGCGUCUACGGGGUUAACCAGUCUACCAUCCAGCGCUGCAUCUCCUGCAAGACAGAGACACACGCACGCCUAGCCUUGUACUUUAACCUGCUGGGUUUACUGGUUAUCCUGGCGUGUGCAGUGCUGUCGGGUCUCAUUAUGUACGCCUACUACGUCAGCUGUGACCCUUGGACCGCAGGCCAGGUGCAGGCCCCAGACCAGCUCAUGCCAUACUUCGUGAUGGAUAUUCUGGGCGAGCUUCCAGGUCUGCCAGGCCUCUUUGUUGCCUGUGCCUUCAGUGGGACUUUGAGCACUGUGGCUGCCAGUAUAAAUGCUCUGGCCACCGUCACGUAUGAGGACUUUGUCAGCCAGUGCUGUUCGGAUCUCUCCAACAAGGCAGCAGCAUGGAUCAGCAAGGGCCUGUGUAUUGUGUUUGGCGUUUGCUGCACUUCAAUGGCAAUUGCAGCAGCUUACAUGGGAAGCGUUGUUCAGGCAGCUCUAAGUAUCCAUGGGAUGUGUGGCGGCCCCAUGCUCGGCCUCUUCUGCCUCGGCAUCGUUUUCCCCUGCACCAACUCCAAAGGAGCAGCCAUUGGCCUGAUAGUGGGCAUCGCUCUGUCCUUCUGGGUGGGCAUCGGGGCCUUCCUCCACCCCGCCUCACCCCUCACCACCCACCCCCUGCCCCUCAGCGUGCAGACCUGCUCAGCCAACACCUCAGCCAUCAACAUGACGACCAGCACACCCCUCCUCAGCAGCAGCCCCGCACCCCUCACUACAGAUGGGUCUGCUCUGGAUUCGUGGUACUCGAUCUCCUAUCUGUAUUACAGUGCAGUGGGAUACAUAAGCACAGUAGUCACCGGAUUAAUCAUCACCGCUGUCCUAGGCGGCACCGACCCGACGGAGGUGAAGCCGGGCCUCAUCCGGCCCGUGUGUAACCUCUUCUGCUUCUUCUCCAAGAGGCUGCGACGCAAGUGUUGGUGUGGAGUUGACCAUGACGACGAGCAGUGUUGGGAUUUGGGGAGCACAGAGCUGGGAGAAGACAAGUGUCCACCUAACGGCUCUUCUGUUUUCAGAAUGCAGGAGACUGCUGCAUACGCCAAUCAGGCUUUUGUAAAAGAUUCACAGACAUAAAGUUUUUUUUUGUAUGACCAAUAUUUACUUGUUCUGAAAAAGUCACAUGUUUUUGCACACGUAAGGUUAAGUAUACAAACUGAUGAAUUUGAUAGGUAAACCGUACAAGAGAUGGUAAAAUAAAGUGUAAACAAGCAUAACAAACAAAUCAAA
Molecule: messenger RNA, 2104 nt
Organism: Engraulis encrasicolus (European anchovy)
Lineage: Eukaryota; Metazoa; Chordata; Actinopteri; Clupeiformes; Engraulidae
Gene: slc5a12
Product: solute carrier family 5 member 12
Exons: 15
Coding region: 89-1951 (620 amino acids)
Biological process (GO): sodium ion transport; transmembrane transport
Cellular component (GO): extracellular exosome; membrane
Molecular function (GO): symporter activity
Source: RefSeq, a predicted model, not a curated record